This is a messenger RNA of Myripristis murdjan (pinecone soldierfish), 6546 nucleotides long. Its product is annotated as ELKS/Rab6-interacting/CAST family member 1. Bases 451 to 3849 code for a protein of 1132 amino acids. The record is from RefSeq and is a predicted model, not a curated record. The transcript is spliced from 22 exons. Gene Ontology annotation, biological process: neuromuscular synaptic transmission; regulation of synaptic plasticity; maintenance of presynaptic active zone structure. Gene Ontology annotation, cellular component: cytoskeleton of presynaptic active zone. NCBI's taxonomy places the organism in Eukaryota, Metazoa, Chordata, Actinopteri, Holocentriformes, Holocentridae. Gene Ontology annotation, molecular function: structural constituent of presynaptic active zone.
ACGCGCAUCGCAGGCUUGACGUCACUGAAGCGCCUGGCUCUCCAGAGCCGCUGCUAUCGCUGGCAAAAGAUGGGAAAAUCAGAUAGACAUCUAUCGAGGAAUUAGAAGAAAAUGACCGUUUUUGCAGUCGAUUUGAACUCGAUAGAGGAUUCAACAUUGACGCCAAUUUGACCUCCACCGGACAACGAGAAGAUUGGUGUUGUAUGUUAAGAAGACUGGAUGUGGCAGCUGUAGUUUGAAGAGAGCAAGUCCAUCAGCCCUGCCUGUCACUGAAUGUGUGGAGCAAGAGAACUCUUAAUAUAUCGUGAACACUGUCCCGGCUGACUCCCGUUGAAACAUACUUACGGGACUGGUGAUAGUUGUAGCCACAAAAUCAGUGAGAAUAUACGCACAGGCUUGCAAUCUCACAUUCAGUUUUGCUGUCGCUUCCAUUCUUCUAUUUAGCAGAAGAUGUACGGCAGUGCCCGCUCUGUAGGCAGAGGGGAUGCCAAUCAUAGUGGAGGAAGAGAUGGAGGUGGUGGUAGCAAUCAGGGAUCUGGCCGCUCCCCUCGCCUUCCCCGCUCUCCUCGAAUGGGACACCGCCGCACUAACAGCACUGGAGGCAGCGGAGGUGGCCCUGGAGGAGCAGGUGGUAAAACCCUCUCCAUGGAGAACAUCCAGUCUCUCAACGCGGCUUACGCCACCUCAGGACCGAUGUACCUGAGUGACAACGAGGUUGCCAUGGCAGCUGACCACCUGCCUAAAAGUGGUGGCACAGUGACAACCAUGGGGAGACAGAGGGUGACAUAUGGGUCAAGGGGCGGCAGCAGUGGUGGCGUGGCAGCCAGCACCCCCAACAUUGCCACCUCAGUGCCUGCCAACGCUGUCCUGCCUGCGGGUGUGAUGGCAGGUGAUGCUCUGGCUUUUGGGGACCAUCACAUGGCCUCCACUGUGCCGCACUCUCUGAGGCAGGCCAGGGACAACACCAUACUGGACCUGCAGGCCCAACUCAAAGAGGUUCUGCGCGAGAAUGAGUUACUGCGACGAGAAGUGGAGGUGAAGGAGAGCAAGCUCAGCUCCUCCAUGAACUCCAUCAAGACCUUCUGGAGCCCCGAGUUGAAAAAGGAGCGAGCUCUCCGGAAAGAUGAGGUUUCUAAGAUUACUGUGUGGAAGGAGCAAUAUCGUGUUGUUCAAGAUGAAACGCAGCACCUCCAGAUGACUGUGCAGGCCCUGCAGGAUGAGCUGAGGAUCCAGAGGGACCUGAACCAGCUGCUCCAGCAGGACCCUGCCAGCCAGGGUCGUGACCUGGCCCUGACCUCCGAACCCACAGAGGAGAACUACCGGCGGCUGCAGGGCGAGCAUGAAAGGCAGGCCAAAGAGCUCUUCCUCCUGAGGAAGACCCUGGAGGAGAUGGAGCUGAGGAUUGACACACAGAAGCAGACCCUGGGAGCCCGAGAUGAGUCCAUCAAGAAACUGCUGGAGAUGCUGCAGAGCAAAGGGCCGUCUGCCAAGGCAUCAGAGGAGGACCAAGAGCGGACCAGGAGGCUGGCUGAUGCAGAGAUGCACAGGCAUCACCUUGAGAGUUUAUUGGAACAGAGAGAACGAGAGAUUGGUGCGCUGAGAGAGGAGCUUCACCGCCGUUACGAGGGAACCCCUGAGUCCACAAAAACCAAGGCUCUUCAGACUGUCAUUGACAUGAAAGAUGCUAAAAUCAGUUCAAUGGAGCGUAAUCUGAGGGACAUGGAGGAGGAGCUGCUGAUGCUGAAAUCCAAUGGACUCCUGAGCUGCGAGGAGCGCCAGGAGGAGAUGAAGCAGAUGGAGGUGUACCGCAGCCACACCAAGUUCAUGAAGAACAAGAUGGAGCAGGUGAAGCAGGACCUCUCCAGGAAGGACACCGAGCUCCUCGGUCUGCAGACUAAACUGGAGACACUCACCAACCAGUUCUCAGACAGCAAGCAGCACAUUGAAGUCCUCAAAGAGUCCCUUACCGCCAAGGAGCAGCGAGCUGCCAUUUUACAGACUGAGGUGGAUGCCCUGCGCCUGCGCCUGGAGGAGAAGGAGGCAACUCUGAAUAAGAAGAGCAAGCAAAUACAGGAAAUGUCAGAGGAGAAGGGUACACUGAAUGGGGAGAUCCACGACCUCAAGGACAUGCUGGAGGUUAAGGAGCGCAAAGUCAACGUGCUGCAAAAGAAGAUAGAGAACCUGCAGGAGCAGCUGAGGGACAAGGAGAAGCAGAUGAGCAGCCUGAAGGAGAGAGUCAAGUCUUUGCAGGCAGACACUUCCAAUACUGAUACUGCUCUAACCACAUUGGAGGAGUCUCUGGCAGAGAAGGAGCGCAUAAUUGAGCGUCUAAAGGAGCAGCGAGACAGAGACGACCGGGAGAAGGCAGAGGAGCUCGACUCUAGCAAGAGGGAAAUGAAAGAGCUGAAGGAGAAACUGAGUAUAGUGCAGGGAGACCUGUCAGACAGGGAGACCUCACUGUUGGACCUGAAGGAACAUGCGUCCUCCCUGGCCUCCUCGGGACUGAAGAAAGACUCCAAGCUGAAGAGUCUGGAGAUAGCUCUGGAGCAGAAAAGGGAGGAAUGCCUCAAACUGGAGAAUCAGCUCAAAAGAGCUCAGACCGCAGCCCUAGAGGCGCAGGCCAACACUGAGCUGGCCGAGCGCAUCGCCAACUUGGAGCAGGAAGUGGCUCGCCACAAAGAAGAUUCUGGGAAGGCUCAGGCUGAGGUGGACCGCCUGCUGGAGAUACUUCGAGAGAUGGAGAAUGAGAAGAACGACAAGGACAAGAAGAUCAGUGAGCUGGAGAGUUUGGCCUCCAGGCAGAUGAAGGACCAGUCGAAGAAGGUGGCAUCUCUGAAGCACAAGGAGCAGGUGGAGAAGAGCAGGAACGCUCGACUCAUGGAGGAGGCCAGAAAGAGAGAGGACAACAUGUCUGAGAGCUCCCAGCAAGUCAAGGACACUCUGCGUCAGAAGACGGAGCGCAUCGAGGAGCUGGAGGAGGCCCUGAGAGAGAGCGUUCAGAUCACUGCUGAGCGAGAGAUGGUGCUGGCACAGGAGGAGGCUGCCAGGUCACUGCAGGAGAAACAGCACUCACUCAAACCAAUGCAUGAGUCCAACCACGCCCACUUUAAGUGGUCUAAGAUGGAGGAGCUGCUAGGAGCUAUGGAGAAGGUGAAGCAGGAGUUGGAGUCCAUGAGGGCCAAGCUGGCCUCCACCCAGCAGUCUCUGUGUGAGAAAGAGGCUCACCUCACCACCCUGCGAGCUGAACGCAGGAAACACCUAGAGGAGGUGCUGGAAAUGAAACAAGAGGCGCUGUUGGCUGCUAUCAGCGAGAAGGAUGCCAACAUCGCCCUGCUGGAGUUGUCCUCCUCCAAGAAGAAGAAGACCCAGGAUGAAGUGGCUCUGCUGAAACGGGAGAAGGACAGACUGGUGCAACAGCUCAAGCAGCAGACUCAGAACCGAAUGAAACUGAUGGCAGACAACUACGAGGACGACCAUCUGAAGACCACCCCUGACCAAACCAAUCACAAACCCUCUCCAGAUCAGAUGAUACCCCCUCUUCUAGCCCUUUCCCAGAACCGCAGUAAGCUCAAGCUCUACAUUGCCCACCUGACAGACCUCUGCCACGACCGUGACCCCAGCAUCCUCAGCCAGCUCACGCCGCCCUCUCACUAUCACCAUAGUGACCCUCCAGACUGGGAGGAGGAGCUUCAGAAGAAGACUAUUGAACAGCUGGAGCAGGAGCUGGAGGUGUGUGAGAGGGAGAGCGGCGAGCUGCAGGAGUACGCCAACUCUGUGCUUCAGCAGAUCGCUGACUACUGCCCCGAUAUCCUGGAGCAGGUCGUCAACGCCCUGGAGGAGUCGUGCUGACCUCUGACCUCAACCCGUAAUAUUCAGAUAACCUUUAUCUGAGCCCAGAUGCCUUUCUUAAAACCUUCACACAAACAGACUCUUGGAAGGAAGAGAAGGGUGGGGCAUCAUCUCGCACCCCUGAGCUCGUCCCCUCGUCUGUCCCGGGACAAACCCUCAUGUUCCCGAGUGCUUUCCUGUUUCAAGUUACUCUUUACACAGCAGGUAUUACUGGCCAGAUCGAGCACAAUUACUUGACCCACACUCUGCGUCAGCCCUCCACCCCUCAGAUUCUUCCCACAAAUUGGUGUAUUUGAUGUUAAAACAGGCUAGUUUGUUCCUUACGUGAGGCAGGAAAGCACUUUCUAUCUUUGAGAACUGGGGAACCUCUGAUUUCUGAGGAGAACAGAGUGGAGCUGUGCUCACUGGGUGCUUUGUGGAGCCAUGUAGAUGCUUAUUUUGUAUUAUCUUUUUGCCAGUGUUCCCUAAGUAGUGGGUUGGAACCCAAUCGCUGUUUAUCGCCAGGUUUUACUUGUUUGCAGUUUGAGACUGGCUAGAGAUAUAGCUAUUGGUGGCUGAUCAUCUGAACACUUAGGAGAUACUGCUUUUAACCAAAAAAAAAUAAUAAGAAGAAGAAUAAUGGCGCAUGUCCUCCAAAUAUUUCCUCUGACAGCUUAGAGUUGUGGAUCUGUCCUUUUUAGCCAGGAUGAGGUUCUAGGUAAGUUUUAUUGCGUAUCCUGUGGUUGGAUUAUAGGCUUUAGAGGGGGAUCCAGGCCUGAACUUUGACAAUGAUGAAAGAGAAGCUUUUAGUUACACUUUAUGUUCUCAAAUUAGGAUGAGAGGGAGAUAAAAAAAAAAAAAAGAAGCUUUUAUUCUUGAUGAAGCAUUGAUUUUUAGAUGGUUUUGCACACAAUGUCCACAUGUUUGAGGUAUGCAAUGUUGUUUCUUUUCAGAACGUUCUAGUGGCCUUGGAGCAUGCAGAGAUCAGUACUGGACCUAAUGCAGGGAUAUUUAUUCCUCUGUGCUAUUGGUGCUAAGGCAUGAUAAAAAAGAACUUUCGAUCUCAUCCACUGACCAUUCAGUCUCAUCCAAAGUUUCUAUAGAUGUUACUUAAAGCCCACCUUAACAUUAUUUUGUCGUCGACUGAUUCACUGAAAAAUGCAAGCGAUGCCCUUUUCUUGUAUUUUUCGAAUCACUUACAAAUGCAAGUGAUGCCUCUUUAUUGUAUUUUUUGAAAUCUUCAGGGCUAAGGUUUUUAAUUACUAUGAUAGUACAUCUACAUUUACAGGAAAUGAAAGUCACUUUUCAGCAGGUUUUGACUUUUUAGGUCAGUUUGUAAAUAAUGUGAUAAUUAACACGUACAGUGACUGAAUAAAGGUAAUUAAGUGGAAGAUGUGCAUUCUUUAAAAAAAAAAAAAAUAUCUGAAAAGCAGUGCAGUUGUCUUUUGUGUGUGUCUAAUUUUGUCUUGAAGACAAAAUGUGUGUGACAGUACUGCCAUAACUUGCGGAAAGUCAUGUUCUAUAGAUAUAUAAAUAUAUAUAUUAUACAUAUAUAUAAAAAUAUGUUUACCAUAUGGAUAUGCAUUGAAUGUUUGCACAGAAUCUUGAUGAGCAAGUUGCUCUGAACAAAAUGGCCGUUAUGUUAGUGUCCUCGGCAAAAACCGAGGGAGGAAAAGUGUCAAAAAAAAUAAAAAUAAAAAACAACAACAAACUUUUUUAAGUGUCAAAAAUAAUGUGUGAACUACAAAUGUUUUCAAACCGUGACUGUGUGAUGGGAGAGUACCUUUCUUGCAUUUAUUUCUAAUUGUCAUUUUUAUAUAUUUUCACCAUGGGGUGAUGUAAACGUAUUGUCCUGAGACUCCGGUGUUUUUAGUUUUUUGUUGUUUCCCUUUUAUGUGGUUUUGUUGGCGUGCGAGUGGCGAUGAUGUCAAAAGGCCAACCGUGCCUGAUGGACAAAAAGAAGUCUUCGACCAUGGCGUCCCCCCCCCUCCUCCUCCUCCCGCCAUGACCCUGUUAGUCGUGGACAGUAAAGUCACAGAACAUUCCAUUGUAAAGCUGUGUGCCACCAGAAUAGAUACAAGAAACCAGUAGAGACGCUCUCUAACACUAAACCUGCUGUGUGCGUCACUUUCAGAACCAUUUGAAUGGAUUUGGAUAUUGAAUGGCCCAAAAACAGCUUUUAAUUAGUAUGAAACGGCAUUAAAAGAUCCUAAAGCUUACCAGGACUAAUCACAAAAACAUAUUUUGUGUCUCGGCUUGUCCAUCAUGAACGCACCACUUUCCCAUCUCUCGAGGACUUUAGUCAGACUGUCCUUUGCACUCUUGUGUAGCCCCCCCCCAUCAUCUUUCUCCUUUCCAUCCUUUUUAAAUAUCUCAUCUUCCGCCGUUCAGUUCUGAGGAAGAAGGACGCAUUUUCAAAGAGUUCAGUUCCCUUACUCCGGCCUGUGUAUCCCUGCCCUUGCCUUAAUGUCUCGUCCUCUUCUGUUUUUUUUCCUAAACUCUUUGUUCAGGAACACAGAGCUGAUUAAGGGGCUUCUAUCAAGUUCGUGGUGAUACUUUUUUUUGUUUACUUUCUUUUGCAUUUGUAAAAGAAAUGUACUGCCUUCUGUCUGUUCGUGUUAAUAAGAAUCAAACUCUGUAAAAAGAAAGCAAAACAGACAUGUUUGUGAGUAAUUUGGAUUUUGUAUGUAUGUAAAUAAAUAUAUCUUAUCAGCCUUG